CCAUGCCGUGCGGGUUUUUUCGGCCGCGAAUGCCUGUUCGUCUGCCACUGUGCCGGUGAAAAGCCGUGUGACGACACAUCCGGUAGAUGCGCAAACGGUUGCGCAGACGGAUGGACUGGCGCCUCGUGUCAAAGAGAGAAUAUAGCGUUCCGUCGGCGGACCAGCCAGAAAAGUGCGACUGCCGGCAACGACGCCGAUGGUGCUAUGGCAGUUGACGACAACGCCGAUACGUGUACUCACACCCGGCCCGGGUCGCCUGGCUGGUGGUCCGUGACGUUGGAUAAUGACGUCACCGUCAAUAGCUUAUCUAUAUUAACUGAGAGAAACGCCAGUCUCUUUGACUGGAAAGUUUACGUGGGGACAGAAGACAGUGUGCUCACCAUGGACCUCUGCACGAGCGCACGUGUCACGAGCAGUGGUGCCACCUUGCGGUGUGACGGUAUAGCACGCGGAAGUCACGUGAUGGUUGUCAAUCGAGCAGGACAGAGUGCAGUCCAUUCUGGUUCGGGACAACCUGCGAUUAUACCUGCAACUGCAAGACCGUUUCGGAAGUUUGUGACAGUGUGUCAGGCGCAUGCGUGA
Molecule: messenger RNA, 582 nt
Organism: Dreissena polymorpha
Lineage: Eukaryota; Metazoa; Mollusca; Bivalvia; Myida; Dreissenidae
Exons: 4
Coding region: 205-582 (125 amino acids)
Source: RefSeq, a predicted model, not a curated record